Molecule: messenger RNA, 1961 nt
Organism: Medioppia subpectinata
Lineage: Eukaryota; Metazoa; Arthropoda; Arachnida; Sarcoptiformes; Oppiidae
Source: the annotation of a GenBank genome assembly
ACUUCAUUCAUAGUAUUGUUUUAAUCGUAUUAUUAGUUAGUAUGAAUUGAACGCAACAUAAUAAGACCAUGGGCAAAUUAAAGUUGUUUGAGAUAGUGUUGGACUCGAAUCAAAAUGUGUAUUAUCCGGGACAGGAUGUGAAGGGCAAAUGUAUGAUUGAAUUGAGAAGUGAACUCAAACUCAAGUCCAUUAAGGUGUAUAUGCGUGGUGUGGCUAAAGUGCAUUGGACUGAGUCCCGGUCCACCGGCAACCGAUUGGGCGCUUAUACUGAACACUACAACGCGGAGAUUGAAUACUUCUUUAAGAAACAGGUCCUUUGCGGACCCGAAUCGAGUGAUAGUAGAGAUGUAUUAUCUGAAGGACACCACGAAUUCAUGUUUGCCUUUCAAUUGCCGAACGGAGGAAUCUCGACAUCAUUUGAAGGCAAAUAUGGAAACGUUAGGUAUUGGCUGAAGGCUGAGGUGGAGAAGCCCUGGGGUUUCAACCAUAAAACCAAAAAAGCUUUUACUGUCAUCAGUCCUAUUGAUAUUAAUAGACGAGAAUAUUUAACACCCGUCGAGAAUAGUAUCGAGAAAUCGCUGUGUUGUUUGUGCUGUACGUCCGGACCCAUACAUCUGUACGCCAGGACCGAUAGGACCGGCUAUUGUCCGGGAGAGUCGAUAUCAAUAACGGCUGAAUUUGAGAACCACUCGCGCCGUACAAUCAUACCUCACGCCACGCUAUACCAGUCCCAGACAUUCCUGGCCACAGGGAAAUCCCGUUCCCGGCGUUUCAAGUUCACAAUCGUGACGGGUCUGGCCAUUCAGCCCCGACGGACCGCCAAUUGGGACGCACAGCUCCUGAAGAUACCGGCCGUCUCGCCAUCUAUUGUCAACUGUUCCCUCAUUAAAGUUGAAUACGCGGUCAGAAUUACGCUACAAAUACCGCUCAUCGCCUAUAAUCUGUCCGUCUAUUUGCCAAUCAUUGUGGGAACGGUUCCCCUCAGAGCUCAACCCUCCGGCUCUCAGUAUAGGAAUCCACUUAUGAGACCGUCGGAGGCGAGAAUGACUUUCUACCCGCCGGUGCCCUCCUAUUCAGCCCUCGAACUCGAAGACAUUUCAAUUACGCCGCCGCCAACUUAUGCCGAGUGUAUCAGCGGUUCAGUGGAUAUCGGGGACGACGAGGACGGAGAUAUCAUUGGAGACACAAGAUUUACACCGAUGUACGCAUACGUCCAUAAUUAUAGCCCAGCGCUGCCGCCGCCCGCCUAUUCCGAGAUCGAUCCGCACCCGAACCAACCGGACUGAAUGCGAGCCAAGCCUUACAAAUGGCAUCUAUUUUAAUAAAUUAAUAAAUUAAAGAAACAAAGAGAUUGUUUUCUGAAUUUAUUUGACACGAGUUUCAGUUCAAACAAACGAUUCAAUGGAUGAAGUGAUGCAUUCAAACUCUAUAUUAAAUGUUAGAAAAUGGACAUGAUCGACAGACACUUUUGGGACAUUGAGUUCAGAGACCAUCCAAACGAUUGCUACAAACAAAUCCGUUUCACAUCAAUGGUUGGCAAAGAAAGCGAUUGGUUUUGGAGUGAAUACAAAAUGGGAUUCAGUCUCGCAAACAAUGACAACGAUUACACCACUGGUCUCGUAUCGAAAUACACUCAAACAAUAUAUUGGGGAAAGUUUUCGGGCAAUGAUUUAUAUGAAUCUCAGUGUUUGGGCGCUCUUCAUAUCAAUUUCGGUCACUUCAAGCCAACGAUUGCUUUCGCAUUCAAUCCAAACACUAGUGAUGAGAAUGUUGUCUGUUUUGUGGACCAAAAGAGACAAAAAUCGGGAACAUUUUGUGAAGCAAACCGAUUAAAGCAAUUGAUAGACUGCACUGAAUCUGAUGAUCGUUUCGGACCAAUCGCUUACCACCAUUGGCUCAAGACAUCACAACCGAGACUAUUCUCAGCCAUCAAACUCUCGUUGGUAAUUAUCUUAUUUUAA